Molecule: messenger RNA, 2431 nt
Organism: Glossina fuscipes
Lineage: Eukaryota; Metazoa; Arthropoda; Insecta; Diptera; Glossinidae
Gene: morula
Product: anaphase-promoting complex subunit 2
Exons: 8
Coding region: 34-2415 (793 amino acids)
Biological process (GO): ubiquitin-dependent protein catabolic process
Cellular component (GO): anaphase-promoting complex
Molecular function (GO): ubiquitin protein ligase binding
Source: RefSeq, a predicted model, not a curated record
GAAAUAUUUUCAUAAAUAAUUUGUCUAGAGAAUAUGGAAACAAUCUGCCAAGAGUUUACUGAAAAUUGUCCCAUUUUCAAGGAAUGCAUGGAGGACCCGGAGAUUCAUUCUCUAGACUCGGACACAAUUGAUUAUGUUUACGAAAUUUUAUGGCUGGAAUUAAGUGCAUUUGUACGCAAUAAACUAGCAACAAAAUUUUGGUCGCAUUUCCAAUAUAAUGAAAAUUGUGCCCAAUAUUCCCCCGAAUUUAAGGAUUUUAAGGAUUUAGAAGUGGAUGUGCCUAGACAAUUAGAAUUGUUUGAGAACUUUGUGAAUGCCGUCAAAGGGUUAGACGGUUAUUACCAAUUUCUUCAACAAACAAUGCACAAAUUGGAUGAAAUCUCUCAUAAAGACUUUAGCAAGUCAACGGAACGUUUAAACGAACUUGUACGUGGAAUCCUGUUAGCUCAACUACCCACCCAUUUUAAUAGAGUGGUAUAUGCCUUUUAUAGCAUUGCUUUUCGCGUGUCGUUUCAAUUAAGAAAAAGUUUAACAAAAGUAAAAAAAAUUUUAAGCUUUGAAACUGAAGUAAUAAAAGAAAAUGGUAGUUUAUGCAAGGGUUGUAAUCAAAUAACUAAUAAAUGCAAGUGUCAAGAACUGUUGAUGACCAUCAAUCGCGUCAACGAGAAACUACUACAAUUGGAAUUAUUAGAUCGUUUGGCCGGUCAGUGUAUGACCAGUUUGGUGCAAUUGCAUAUUAAAGAACAUAUUAAAGACACAUGUUAUGGUAUCUUCGAUAGAAGCCAUAUAAAGUCGUUAUUUAUGUGGCUAGAGGAUGUAAUAAUUACUUGGCUGAGGGAUAUAUUCCACGUGGAUCCCUUGGAUGAAUCUGUUGAGAAAAUGGAAUGCGCUGAUACGAAGACUGCUAGUGCCAUACAAGGCCUUAAAGUAAAACUUACAUUCUUUGUAUACGAAAAUUUUGCUUUAAGCAUCAUAGAGCAAUUCUUUAGUAUCAUUAUAGAUUUUCCCGACUCGGUUCCGGCCAUUGAUGAUUUGAAAAUCUGCAUGGAAAAGAUUAACCUACGAUCUCAAAUAAUUAAAAGUCUGAAGACAUCAUUGGAAGCACGAAUUUUACAUCCUGGGGUGAAUACUAUGGACAUUUUAACCGGUUAUGUGGCGGCCAUUAAGGCUAUACGUUAUCUCGACAAUAGCGGAGUCAUUUUAGAGAUUGUUACCGGUCCCAUUAAAGAAUAUUUGCGUAAACGAAAUGACACAGUACGUUGUGUGGUCACAAGUUUGACCGAAGAAGGACCAACCGAUCUCUCGGAAGAAUUGGCCAAAGGUGAAAACACUAAAGAUGCUGUUGUCUCCAAAACUAGCGAUGAUUUAGCUGACUGGGAAAAUUGGCAACCCGAUCCCAUUGGUUUGGAAAAUUCUUCGCAACCCCCUGUUGUGAAAAUGGUGCGGUCGGCCGAUAUAAUUUCUAUGGUUGUGGAUAUAUACGGAAGCAAAGAAUUGUUUAUGAGUGAAUAUCGUAACCUUUUAGCCGAUCGUUUAUUAUCCCAAUUGGAAUUUAAUCCAGAGAAGGAAUUACGUAAUUUAGAAUUGUUGAAAUUACGUUUUGGCGAACCUCUAUUGCACAAUUGCGAAGUUAUGCUCAAAGAUAUAACCGAUUCAAAAAGAAUCAAUAGUCACAUACAAAGCGAUCCCAAAUAUAAUGAAAGUAAGCAAUUUGAUAUUUCUUCGCUUAUCAUAUCGGCGCAAUUUUGGCCUUCGUUUAAUAAGGAAACGGUAGAAUUGCCUGAAGAAAUAGCCAAUGAAUUUAAAAAGUAUACCAAAUCAUACGAAGACUACAAGGGCAAUCGUACAUUGAAUUGGAGAAGCGUUACUGGCCGCGUUAACAUAGCUAUUGAAAUGGGUCAACGAACUUUGGAAAUGACGGUAGCUCCCAUGCUAGCGGUGAUAAUUUAUCAUUUUCAGAAUAAAACUGAAUGGUCUUUGGAAGAUUUAAGCACUACCGUGAAAAUACCCCCUUCAAUACUAAAACGUCGUAUAGCGUUUUGGCAAAGUCACGGUAUAAUUCUGGAAUCACAGCCGGGCAUUUUCAAAUUAAAUGAGAACGAUUUACCAAAGACGCAAUUGGACAAAGAGCCCAUAAGUGAAAUCAUAGCCGAAGAUGAAGGUAACGAAUCAGCUAUGGCCAGCGCUAGCGAUCAAAGAGAAGAGGAAUUACAAGUAUUUUGGUCUUAUAUUGUGGGUAUGCUUACCAACCUGGACUCUUUGCCAAUAGAGAGAAUUCAUCAAAUGUUGAAAUUAUUUGCUACAAAUGGUUCGGGUGUUGAAUUUACUCAGGAUGAUUUAAAAGUCUUUUUACAACGUAAAGUGCGAGAUCAUAAAUUAAUUUAUUCUGGCGGUGUUUAUCAGUUGGCUAGAUAAAAGCUUAGCAACAAAA